This is a messenger RNA of Dama dama (fallow deer), 2423 nucleotides long. It is a transcript of the gene COQ10B, whose product is annotated as coenzyme Q10B. NCBI's taxonomy places the organism in Eukaryota, Metazoa, Chordata, Mammalia, Artiodactyla, Cervidae. Gene Ontology annotation, cellular component: mitochondrion. Gene Ontology annotation, biological process: ubiquinone biosynthetic process; cellular respiration. The record is from RefSeq and is a predicted model, not a curated record. The transcript has 5 exons. Gene Ontology annotation, molecular function: ubiquinone binding. Bases 928 to 1515 code for a protein of 195 amino acids.
CAGCCAAAGGUUUUAGCGUAGUCAAUGAAGCAGAUGUUUUUCUGGAAUUCUCUGGCUUUUUCUAUGAUCCACCAGAUGUUGGGAAUUUGAUCUCUCGUUCUUCUGCCUUUUCUAAAUCCAGCUUAUACAUCCGAAGUUCUCAAUUCACAUAUUAUUGAAGCCCAGCUUGAAGAAUUUUGAGCCUUACUUUGCUAGCACGUGAAAUGAGUGCAACUGUGCAGUAGUUUGAAAGUUCUUUGCCAUUUCCCUUCUUUAGAAUUGGGAUGAAAACUGACAUUUUCCAGUCCUGUGGCCACUACUGAGUUUUCCAAAUUUGCUGACAUAUUGAGUGCAGCACUCUAACAGGAUCAUCUUUUAGGGUUUGAAAUAGCUCAGCUGGAAUAACUCCUCCCUACCCAUUAUGUCUCAGCUGAAAUACAACCUCGGAGGACUUCCUGGAUCACCCUAUCAAAAGGAGGUCCUAAUUACAUGUCCCCACACCCAUUUCUAUUUUUGUGGCUUAUUUAAUCCUCAACUAGAAUGUAAUCUUUAUAUUUGUUUUAUUCACCGUUAUGUCCCUAGUGCCUGGCACAGAAUAGCAGCUCAGUAAAUAUGUGAACUAAUGCACAGAUAGUGGUGUAUAAUAGCUAUUCAAUAAUCUUAACUAGUGUAAAGGCUAAAAAUAGGUGAACAAGAGCAUAUCAGGCAUCUGUAUUACGAAGUACCCUAAACAGUUAACAUUCUAAUUACCUUGACAUAUGUUUUUACCUGUGCACAUAGAAAUGGAGAUUGGAAGGUGAAAGAUCACGCAAUAGGGCUGACAGGCCUGCCACAGACACAGUGAAGGGAGGGACCUAACUUCAGAUCUCAUAGAGUAGAUCAAGCAUUGAAGAAACCCCUGUGGAUGCAGCUGGGAAAACAAGUUAUUUAGCUUCCUGUGGUAUACUGAUGAGCAGAACUUUUCCACUACAUACCUCAGUUUUGCCUAAGAAGAUACAUGCAAGAACCUUCUUCAGAAUUGCUGCACCAUUAAUAAACAAAAGAAAAGAAUAUUCAGAAAGGAGAAUUAUAGGUUAUUCUAUGCAGGAAAUGUAUGAUGUAGUAUCUGGAAUGGAGGAUUACAAGCAUUUUGUUCCUUGGUGUAAAAAAUCAGAUAUAAUAUCGAGGAGAUCUGGAUACUGCAAAACACGGUUGGAGAUUGGGUUUCCACCUGUACUGGAGCGCUAUACAUCAGUAGUGACCUUGGUGAAACCUCAUUUGGUGAAGGCAUCCUGCACUGACGGGAAGCUCUUCAAACAUUUGGAGACUGCCUGGCGUUUCAGCCCAGGUCUUCCCGGCUACCCAAGGACCUGUACUUUGGAUUUUUCAAUUUCUUUUGAAUUUCGCUCACUUCUACACUCUCAGCUUGCCACAUUGUUUUUCGAUGAAGUUGUAAAGCAGAUGGUGACUGCCUUUGAAAGAAGAGCGUGUAAGCUGUAUGGUCCAGAAACAAACAUACCUCGGGAAUUGAUGCUUCAUGAAGUUCAUCACACAUAAAGAAAAAAGGAAAUGGUCACCUACUCAUAUCUAGUUUAUUCACUUUUAGGAAGUGCUUUCAUCAUUUGCUUUCAAACGUCAGAAAGCAUUUGUCAAACCCAGCUUUGAUUAUAAACCCAUACCGUUGAAAAUUUGCACUUGGAAUAUGGAACCACAUGUACAUAGAAUUCAAUCAAGUAUAAUUCAGAGUAGUAUGUAUAUUAGCAUAUUUACAAUAAUAGGAUGUCAUCACUGUUGCUGGGAUACUGAUAUCACUCUUCUGAGCAGAAAUUGAAACUGUACAUUUAAACCUUUUAAUUGUUACCUCACCUGAAAGAGGGUGGUUGAGAUACUGAUGCAGUGUGUACUAUAUUAACCAUAUCACGUUUAAGUUAUUAAUUUCAGACUAUUUAUAACUUAUUGUCUUAGGGCCUGCCUCGUGGCUUAGGAUAUUUGAGUAAUCAUCAGAUAUUUAAAGUAAAAAGCUUUGACUUAAAAAUACUGUUAAUGAAGGUUCCCUGGCACUUUUCUUAUUUUUAAAUUGUUCCUAUGGAUAGUAGUAGAUAAUUCAGUAUUAUACUAAGGUUAGCUUUCAGAUAAACAAUUAUUUUUUAUUUUUAUUUUUUGGUGAGUGGUCCAGAGAGUUUUUUUUGGUCCAGAGUUUUAAACUACUUUUCUCAUAGUUUGCAACCCUCUCCCUGAUACUCUGCUGUGUCAGUAAUGCUGAAUCUGUGUCAAAUUUUGUCUACAGCAGUGGGCAACAGAUCAAGAUAAGUUGGUUGAUGUGUCUGCAGCACCAUGCAUCCUUAUUUUCUAUUUAUUCUGUGUGUUCACUUUCGAUAAUGUAUUUCAAACUGAUAUUUUUGUAAACAAAUCAACAUAGGGACUGAAGUGGUAACUUAAUAAAGUUAAUUUGUUUAUUUUUUGUA